Saccharomyces paradoxus is the source of this 669-nucleotide messenger RNA. RefSeq names its product Spo19p (gene SPO19). The transcript has a single exon. The record is from RefSeq and is a predicted model, not a curated record. Bases 1 to 669 code for a protein of 222 amino acids. Lineage: Eukaryota; Fungi; Ascomycota; Saccharomycetes; Saccharomycetales; Saccharomycetaceae.
AUGAGACAACAAAUAUUAAUGGUUGCAGCACAAAGUGUACUAUGUUCCACUGUUUUUGGUGAGCGAACUAAUGUAGGACUUUCCACUGAAGAGCUGGGAGGUGACUCAAUUUUAUACUUCAAUGAAGACCCUAUAGUAAUUGAAAUCGAUAAGAAAGCAAUAGACGAGAAGGCCCUGGAACAGUUGGCAAAUACUAGAAAUGUUGUUCUUACUGAUUUACCAGAAACUCUUGAAUUUAUAGAUUUCAAUGAGUACGCAAAAAUGAAAUCAAAAUCAGAUAUGCUCCUAGAAUACAUCAACGAAUACGAAUUCGAUGAUUUCGAAAGAAGCUCCGAAGGUGGCCUUGAUGAAGAAGAGGAAGAUCUAAUCUAUGAUUUUAAUGCCCAAGCUGAAAAUAUGGGCAAACUUGACGCAAAUAUUUAUGAAAUAGUCAAAGAAAAAGACGUCGUUAAUACUUACGAUAAAAACAUUACUAACGCAAGUACAACUGAAUCAACCACUACCAGUAGGCCCUUCAUGACUUCUCACUCCUACGUUGCUUCUUCCACCCCUUAUUCUAAUGUUUCAACAUUGGGUGAGGACUACGAUAAUGCGGGCACAUUUCUGACUCCAACAACAGUGGCUUUGGCGGUACUGUUAACCAUUUUGUUAUUUAUACAGGCGUAUUAG